AUGCUGUCCUGCCGCCUCCAGUGCGCGCUGGCCGCGCUCUCCAUCGUCCUGGCUUUGGGCAGUGUCACCGGCGCGCCCUCGGAUCCCCGACUCCGUCAGUUUCUGCAGAAAUCCCUGGCUGCUGCCGCGGGGAAACAGGAACUAGCCAAGUACUUCUUGGCAGAGCUGCUGUCUGAACCCAACCAGACAGAGAAUGAUGCCCUGGAACCUGAAGAUUUGUCCCAGGCUGCUGACCAGGAUGAAAUGAGGCUGGAGCUGCAGAGAUCCACUAAUUCAAACCCGGCCAUGGCACCCCGAGAACGCAAAGCUGGCUGCAAGAAUUUCUUCUGGAAGACUUUCACAUCCUGUUAG
Eptesicus fuscus (big brown bat) is the source of this 351-nucleotide messenger RNA. It is a transcript of the gene SST, whose product is annotated as somatostatin. Bases 1 to 351 code for a protein of 116 amino acids. Lineage: Eukaryota; Metazoa; Chordata; Mammalia; Chiroptera; Vespertilionidae. Gene Ontology annotation, cellular component: extracellular region. The transcript is spliced from 2 exons. The record is from RefSeq and is a predicted model, not a curated record. Gene Ontology annotation, biological process: regulation of cell migration. Gene Ontology annotation, molecular function: hormone activity.